Mya arenaria is the source of this 774-nucleotide messenger RNA. RefSeq names its product putative mediator of RNA polymerase II transcription subunit 26. The transcript is spliced from 2 exons. The coding region runs from base 1 to 774 and encodes 257 amino acids. The record is from RefSeq and is a predicted model, not a curated record. NCBI's taxonomy places the organism in Eukaryota, Metazoa, Mollusca, Bivalvia, Myida, Myidae.
AUGGGCAGGCGUUAUAACUCGUACAAUAUCCAGGCAACCAUGGGCAGGCGUUAUAACUCGAACUACAACCAGGCAAACACGGGCAGGCGUUAUAACUCGUACAAAAUCCAGGCAAACACGAACAGGCGUUAUAACUCGUACUACAACCAGGCAAACAUGGGCAGGCGUUAUAACUCGUACAAUAUCAAGACAAACACAGGCAGGUGUUAUAACUCGUACUACAACCAGACAAGCACGAGCAUGCCUAAUAACUCGUACAACAUCCAGGCAAACAUGGGCAGGCGUUAUAACUCGUACAAUAUCCAGGCAAACAUGGGCAGGCUUUAUAACUCGUACAAUAUCCAGGCAAACAUGGGCAGGCGUUAUAACUCGUACUACAACCAGGCAAACAUGGGCAGGCGUUAUAACUCGAACAACAUCCAGGCAAGCACGGGCAGGCGUUAUAACUCGUACAACAUCCAGGCAAACAUGGGCAGGCGUUAUAACUCGUACAAUAUCCAGGCAAACAUGGGCAGGCGUUAUAACUCGUACAAUAUCCAGGCAAACAUGGGCAGGCGUUAUAACUCGUACAACAACCAGGCAAACACGGUUAGGCGUUAUAACUCGUACAAUAUCCAGACAAACACGGGCAUGCGUUAUAACUCGUACUACAACCAGGCAAACAUGGGCAGGCGUUAUAACUCGUACUACAACCAGGCAAGCAAGGAAAUACCUUAUAAAUUGUACUAUUACCAGGCAGGCACGAGCAGACCUUAUAACCCGUACUGCGACUAG